CAGACCAACGCCGAAGAGCAUACCAAACGACCCAUGAACAACUUCAUGCUCUACCGCCAGCAUGUACAGAAGGCCGUCGAGAAGCAGCUCAAGAAAAAUCAGGAUUCGACCAACUUAUCAAAAGUAAUUGGUGCGAUGUGGGUUCAGCUACCCCCACAGACCCGGAAGUACUGGACUGAUCUGGCCGACGAGGUCAAGCUGAAGCACGCCGAAAGGCAUCCUCAUUACAAGUAUAAGCCG
This is a messenger RNA of Zymoseptoria tritici IPO323, 240 nucleotides long. RefSeq lists its product as uncharacterized. NCBI's taxonomy places the organism in Eukaryota, Fungi, Ascomycota, Dothideomycetes, Mycosphaerellales, Mycosphaerellaceae. Gene Ontology annotation, molecular function: DNA-binding transcription factor activity, RNA polymerase II-specific; RNA polymerase II cis-regulatory region sequence-specific DNA binding. The transcript has a single exon. The record is from RefSeq and is a predicted model, not a curated record. Gene Ontology annotation, biological process: cell differentiation; negative regulation of transcription by RNA polymerase II; anatomical structure morphogenesis. The annotation marks the transcript as partial.